AGGGAGCCUGAUGCGGGACUCGAUCCCGGGACUCCAGGAUCAUGACCUGAGCCGAAGGCAGUCGCUUAACCAACUGAGCCACCCAGGCGCCCUAGGCAAUUGACUAUUAUAUAUAACGUAGCUUUAUUGAACUCUGAGAGGCACUGUUUUAAAUGCAUUGCCCUCAGUCAUUCUUGUGGUCCUCAGAGCAGCCCAGUGAAGUGGAUUUUUUACAGGUGAGUAAACAGGGCUUAAGUAACUUGCCUAAUGUCACAGCUAAUGAGAGAGAGCUAGAAUACAAAUCUAGGCAGUCUGACUUUAAAGCCCAUGGUCUUAAUCAUUAAGCAAUAUCGAUUCUCGGAGGAUGCCUGGCACAUAGUAGUAGGCAGUCAACAAGUAUUACGUCAGUGAAUGAAUGAAACAAAAGGCACAGAUGGGCUGCUAUCUUCAGAGUCCUCCUAUGUUCGUCAUUUUUCUUGGUGGUCUCUGACACCACGCUUAAGUAAGGGAGAAAGAUUAAAGAGGGGUGGCUAAUGCUAGUGACAACGACUCUCAGAUGGUUUGGUUUCUACCAGAAAGGCCCCGUUUAAACCGAACGCAAAAACUCGGCUUUUAGCGCAUUUAUUCACACUAGGAGUACUACGAGCAGCCCAAUUUCUGCUUCAGGCAACAUUAACUUCGCAGUAAUCUACCAGAUUUCGCUGGAGAAACCUAAAGAGGAACUUUUAUGCGCAAACUUUACAGCUCCCGCACGCAUGCGCUCCGCCGAGGGGAAAGUGGUUACUACGGCUGCGCAAAUCGGUGGCCCGGCCCUUCCCCGUCACAUGUCGGGGGACCGCGGCGUGGCGGCGGCUGUGGCGGUAGCGACGGCAGGCCGUAGGGCGGUCGGAGGGUUUCCGGUUCCGGUGUAACGUUCGGGCUCCGUCUCAGGGGCUGAAGUUUGUGAGGUGCAGUUCUGAAUCCCAUUUGAGCUACCCUCUUCCUGAAGAAUGGCACUGUCUAAGAGGGAGCUGGAUGAGCUGAAACCAUGGAUAGAGAAGACAGUGAAGAGGGUGCUGGGCUUUUCAGAGCCCACAGUGGUCACAGCAGCACUGAACUGUGUGGGGAAGGGCAUGGAUAAGAAGAAGGCAGCUGACCAUCUGAAACCUUUUCUUGAUGAUUCUACUCUCCGAUUUGUGGACAAACUGUUUGAGGCUGUGGAGGAAGGCCGAAGCUCUAGACAUUCCAAGUCUAGCAGUGACAGGAGCAGAAAAAGAGAGCUGAAGGAAGUGUUUGGUGAUGACUCUGAGAUCUCCAAGGAAUCAUCAGGAGUAAAGAAGCGACGGAUACCCCGUUUUGAGGAAGUGGAAGAGGAGCCUGAAGUGAUCCCUGGGCCUCCCUCAGAGAGUCCUGGUAUGCUAACUAAGCUCCAGAUCAAACAGAUGAUGGAGGCAGCUACACGACAAAUCGAGGAGAGGAAAAAACAGCUGAGCUUCAUUAGCCCCCCUACACCUCAGCCAAAGACUCCUUCUUCCUCCCAACCAGAGCGACUUCCAAUUGGCAACACUAUUCAGCCCUCCCAGGCUGCCACUUUCAUGAAUGAUGCCAUUGAGAAGGCAAGGAAAGCAGCUGAACUACAAGCCCGCAUCCAAGCCCAGCUGGCACUGAAGCCAGGGCUCAUUGGCAAUGCCAACAUGGUGGGCCUGGCCAAUCUCCAUGCCAUGGGCAUUGCUCCCCCGAAGGUGGAGUUAAAAGAUCAAACUAAACCUACACCACUGAUUCUCGAUGAGCAAGGUCGCACUGUAGAUGCAACAGGCAAGGAGAUUGAGCUGACACACCGCAUGCCUACCCUGAAGGCCAAUAUUCGUGCUGUGAAAAGGGAACAAUUCAAACAACAGCUAAAAGAGAAGCCAUCAGAAGACAUGGAGUCUAAUACCUUUUUUGACCCCCGAGUCUCAAUUGCCCCUUCCCAGCGCCAGAGACGCACUUUUAAAUUCCAUGACAAGGGCAAAUUUGAGAAGAUUGCCCAACGAUUACGGACAAAGGCUCAACUGGAGAAGCUGCAGGCAGAAAUCUCACAGGCAGCUCGAAAAACAGGCAUCCAUACUUCAACUAGGCUGGCCCUCAUUGCUCCUAAAAAAGAGCUAAAGGAAGGAGAUAUCCCUGAAAUUGAGUGGUGGGACUCUUAUAUCAUCCCCAAUGGCUUUGACCUUACAGAGGAAAAUCCCAAGAGAGAAGAUUAUUUUGGAAUCACAAAUCUUGUUGAACAUCCAGCCCAACUCAACCCUCCAGUUGACAAUGACACACCAGUUACUCUGGGGGUAUAUCUUACCAAGAAGGAACAGAAGAAACUUCGAAGGCAAACAAGGAGGGAAGCACAGAAGGAACUACAAGAGAAAGUCAGGCUGGGCCUGAUGCCUCCUCCAGAACCCAAAGUGAGAAUUUCAAAUUUGAUGCGAGUAUUAGGAACAGAAGCUGUUCAAGACCCCACGAAGGUAGAAGCCCAUGUCAGAGCUCAGAUGGCAAAAAGACAGAACUUUGCCUCUGAUCUUCAAUGCCUUUCUCACUUGUGGAUGUCCUUCCUGUCACGACAGAGCGCAUGAAGAGGCCAACGCUGCCCGAAAACUUACAGCAGAACAGAGAAAGGUCAAGAAAAUUAAAAAGCUUAAAGAAGACAUUUCACAGGGGGUACACAUAUCUGUAUAUAGAGUUUCGAAAUUUGAGCAACCCAGCCAAGAAGUUCAAGAUUGAGGCCAAUGCUGGGCAACUGUACCUGACAGGGGUGGUGGGUACUGCACAAGGAUGUCAACGUGGUAGUAGUGGAAGGGGG
This is a messenger RNA of Zalophus californianus (California sea lion), 2788 nucleotides long. RefSeq names its product pre-mRNA processing factor 3 (gene PRPF3). Bases 969 to 2561 code for a protein of 530 amino acids. Gene Ontology annotation, cellular component: U4/U6 x U5 tri-snRNP complex. NCBI's taxonomy places the organism in Eukaryota, Metazoa, Chordata, Mammalia, Carnivora, Otariidae. The record is from RefSeq and is a predicted model, not a curated record. The transcript has 13 exons. Gene Ontology annotation, biological process: mRNA splicing, via spliceosome.